AGGCGAGGAUUGGAUGCGACAAAGAGACUUCCUUUCUUGUUCAUCUCGCUUCUCUUCGGCCGCCAGAUCGUUAGCAUGGGUAAGAGGCAAAACUUACUCCUCAACUCCUCACAGGUUGUGCUACCGAACUGGAUCAGCGGCGGAGGCAGAGCCAAAGUCAGGGCUCCAUAUGAUAGACGUCGCGGGCAUUCUCUCCUCGAAAACCACGUGUGUGAGCAAGCAUUCUCGUAUGCCUCGCCGAUCUAUCGUUUAUGCUUCAGUUCGUUCUCGUAUCGUUGCAACAGCACAUCGCAACCAACCACUCAUUCACUCGGGGAGUCUCGUCGUUUCAUGCACGGCGCGCGCUCUUGGCUCGGCGUCUUUCUGCUGCCUCUCGCCCGCUCGCAACAGGGCCGAGUAAGAGAUGGACAGCGGCCGACCAUCUUCAGAGGCUGUCGUCGAUAGGCCGAGCCGGCAGAAGAAGUGCGACCCCCUGGCACUGCUGGCCUGGAAGUAGAGUUGCGGACCACCCAUGUCGACACCCAUGUCCAGCCUGUCUGAAACCAAGAAUGGCAGCCAAUGGCAUCACUACGUUCCUGGAAAGUAGCCGUGGAUCCACUGCGCUCCUGUGGCGGCUAUACGCCACGGAGCGUGUACCUGGGCUCUACUCAGGAGAGCUCAAUCUCAAUGGGCAGACUCGCGAAUAGCAUCCGUACCCAACCGCGGAGCUUUUCGUAGCUUCACGACGCUCCACCCAAGCCUGUCUCUGAAAUUUAGAUGACCUCCUGCGAGGCUUAGGCUGCUAACUUUG
This is a messenger RNA of Trichoderma harzianum CBS 226.95, 790 nucleotides long. RefSeq lists its product as hypothetical. Bases 252 to 686 code for a protein of 144 amino acids. The transcript has a single exon. The record is from RefSeq and is a predicted model, not a curated record. NCBI's taxonomy places the organism in Eukaryota, Fungi, Ascomycota, Sordariomycetes, Hypocreales, Hypocreaceae.